UAAACAGGAUCCUGUUCACGCGCCAACGUCUAUUUUUGUGCGGUUGACUCGAGGCAUUCGUGUAGGGCCACCAUGCUACGCACCGGGAUUUCCAGAACUUUACGGCCGGUUUCACGGAUUUCUGCAUGCACGUAUUCCGCUGCAGCGAUUCCUGCACCAAACACUCAACCCGAUAUUCACUACAACAAGCUGUUUAUCAACAAUGAGUGGCAUGAUGCAGUGAACAAGAAAACUUUCCCUACCAUCAAUCCAGCCACAGGGGAAGUCAUCUGCCAGGUUGCAGAGGGGGAUAAGGCAGAUGUGGAUAAAGCAGUGAAGGCUGCCAAGGGUGCCUUCCGGCUGGGCUCGCCAUGGCGACGCAUGGACGCAUCAGAUCGUGGAAUGCUCCUGCACCGUUUGGCUGACUGCAUUGAGAGAGAUGCUGCCUAUCUCGCUGCACUAGAGACUCUAGACAACGGAAAGCCAUAUGCUGUGGCUUACACUGUGGAUGUGCCCAUGGUGUUAAAGUGCUUGAGGUACUAUGCUGGUUGGGCGGACAAAUGGGAGGGCAAGACCAUUCCCAUUGAUGGAGAUUACUUCUGCUACACCCGACAUGAGCCCAUUGGAGUGUGUGGCCAGAUUAUUCCUUGGAACUUCCCUCUGUUAAUGCAAGCAUGGAAGCUUGGCCCUGCCCUGGCUACUGGAAACACAGUCGUUAUGAAAGUGGCAGAGCAGACUCCUCUUACUGCACUCUAUGUGGCCAGUCUGAUAAAGGAGGUGGGCUUCCCUCCUGGUGUCGUGAACAUCGUCCCUGGAAUGGGCCCCUCUGCUGGGGCAGCCAUCGCUUCUCAUAUGGACGUGGACAAAGUCGCUUUUACGGGCUCCACUGAGGUAGGCCAACUAAUCCAGCAAACCUCAGGUGCCAGUAACCUGAAAAAAGUAACUCUGGAACUAGGAGGGAAGAGCCCCAAUAUCAUUUUGUCUGAUGCCAACAUGGAUGAAGCUGUGGACCAAGCCAACAUGGCCAUCUUCUUCAACCAGGGGCAGUGCUGCUGUGCUGGCUCACGCACAUAUGUACAGGAGAGCAUUUACAAUGAGUUUGUGGAGCGCAGUGUGGAGCGAGCAAAGAAGAGAGUGGUGGGAGAUCCCUUCAAUCUCAAAACUGAGCAUGGCCCACAGGUUGAUGAUGAACAAUACCAGAAGAUUCUGAGCUAUAUCAACAGCGGAAAACAUGAGGGGGCCAAACUGUUGUGUGGAGGCAGUGCAGCUGCAGACCGUGGUUACUUCAUCCAGCCUACCAUUUUUGGAGAUGUUCAGGAUAACAUGAAAAUUGCCCGUGAAGAGAUCUUUGGGCCGGUAAUGCAGAUUCUAAAGUUUAAGUCUGUAGAAGAGGUGAUUGAGAGAGCCAACGACACUAAAUACGGCCUGGCCGCUGCCGUCUUCACCACGGAUAUCAACAAGGCGCAGUACAUCUCUAACAGUCUUCGUGCUGGCACAGUCUGGAUUAACUGUUAUAAUGUAUUUGGAGUCCAAGCUCCCUUUGGUGGCUACAAGGCAUCUGGGACUGGACGUGAACUAGGAGAAUAUGGCCUGGAAAACUACACUGAAGUCAAAACAGUGACAAUUAAAAUCCCUCAGAAAAACUCGUAAGUGGGAAGUUCCUUGUUUUCGAAGAAACCGGCAACUCGCCAUAAAGAGUACCAUACAGUACAGUAGUCCUCUGACUUUUUGUUUAAACUGAAAUGUUUGUUUCCAGUUAUAUUUAAAACUAUUGUUUACCUCAACCAUAAAUCACAAAUCAUUCAAUUUCAAAAGAACUUAAAACCUAAAUUUAAGGAGAAAAGUUAGAAAAGUAAUCAUAAAAAUACUCUGUUCUGGUUUUUUUUGUUGGGUAAUAUUUUUUGAUGGAGUAUAUUAUAAAUACAAUACUUUUCUACAAUAAAUGCCUUACAGUCUCUUAUGUCUGCCCCCCCUCAUGUUUCUGCAAUAACAGAUUCAGAUUAUUUUUCCAAUUUGAAAAUUAUAUCUUAAAGCAAGACAGAGUUAGCAGGCCAGGUCUCGUAAUUCACCUUAACAUUUUAACCAGUGGUGUAGUACAAGAUUCUGGGGCCCUACCGCAAGAGGCAGGGUGGAAGCCUUUAUUUAAUUUUUUUAAACUAUUCACUCCAGUUUAACACCACCCUGCAGUGCAUGCCAGGGAUUUGAGCACUUCGCUAACUGCUGAUAUUAAGCAGCAAAUACGUUAGUGGGUUACUUGGCAGGUUAUUGGGUUGUAGUACUUUCUUUUUUUCCAUGUUGUUAACUCCCUUGAAUAUGGCUUGAUAAUGAGCUUCUGAUUUCAAUUAAGAUCUUCAUAACCAAGUGUGUAGAAGCUGAGGUGACACUGAACUGCUGAGAUCUGAACCUGCCUGCCUUCCUGAAGUCCAUAAGCUCCAGCCCUAAUCACAAAGCAAGAUAGAUAAUUAAGUUAUUAGGAGAAUACCUGGGGCAGGUAUGUUUUCAUUACAGUUCAGUCUGACUGGUUAGUAGCUGUGUUUUAUCAGAAGCAUUUAGUUUAACCUAAGGCUUUGGUUUUCUUUUGAUCUGAAACUGUUAUGAAUAGACAAUCAUGUUAUGCAAGUACAAAGCUUAUUUUAAUUAAGCAGAUCAGUUGAAAGCAGUACAUAAAUCCUAAAAUGUACCUUUGAAAAGUAUGGGUUGACAGGUCUAUGAAAUUUUCAUGUAGCCCUAAAAUCUUUUUCAAAGUGCAUAUACACUGACAUGCCAGUUUAUUAGGGACACGCAUCUAAUAGUUGUACCCAUAGGCUACCAAUCCCUUUUCAAUAAGUUCUAUGUACGGAGAAAUUAACUGACUAAUGAUAGCCUAAUUGUGCAAAACACGUUUCCAGUGGCCUUCUUUAACAAAUGUGUCGUUUUAAUAAAAAGUACAAAAGGA
Molecule: messenger RNA, 2914 nt
Organism: Electrophorus electricus (electric eel)
Lineage: Eukaryota; Metazoa; Chordata; Actinopteri; Gymnotiformes; Gymnotidae
Product: aldehyde dehydrogenase, mitochondrial
Molecular function (GO): oxidoreductase activity, acting on the aldehyde or oxo group of donors, NAD or NADP as acceptor
Source: RefSeq, a predicted model, not a curated record